Neolamprologus brichardi is the source of this 809-nucleotide messenger RNA. The record is from RefSeq and is a predicted model, not a curated record. Lineage: Eukaryota; Metazoa; Chordata; Actinopteri; Cichliformes; Cichlidae.
GUGCUAAGAUUGGCCACCGCUCUCUUAUGAGGUACUACAAACAGCGGUUCGGAGCCCAGCGAGCGGUGGUUCUGACCCACAAUAAGAACGCCGUUGGCAGAGUGCUCCGGCAGUACAAAUCCCUCGGCUGGGGAGGAGAUACAGGUAACAGUGCCCUCAAUCAGAAACAGAAAGACAUGCAGUAUGUACAGAUGAUGAAGUCCAAGUGGAUGCUGAAGAUGGGCAUAAGCCACAACACCAUCAAGCAGAAGCACUUCAGAGCCCAAGUUAUGUUCUAAACUCGGACUGAAUAACAGGACGGAGCUAAAUGAGAAAUGGACUGGCGAGCUCUGAAGUUUAACAUCUUCACUAACUCCAAGAAAUCAGGCAGAUGUCCUUGAACAGUGGUAGGAGCAGAAAUCGGGCUCGUCAAACACACAGACUGUAUGAAAAGGAUGGAUGUGGCCAUUGUGUCACUCACUGGUUUGUGAAGUCUUGUUUUUAAGCCUCAAACACAGAAAAUUGUCAGUCACACUUUUAAGCGAGAUGUCAUAAGUAAUGUGUGGAUUAGACCAGGAAACCAAAAGAUACUACAUGGUUGUACUCUGGAUCCUUAUUUAUCACAGGGUAGCCAAGACCUCAAAUUAUGUUCUUCUUCAUCAACUAUUUUACUCUAAAUACGACCGAGAUUCCCAAAAUUUAAAAUGUGUUAAAUAUGAGUUGAAACCAGUGAAUGCUCAUCAGAAAAGGUCAUAGAUAAAGUGAAAAAAAUGCAGGUUUCAAGCAUUUCUCCAUUGGAUGCACUCAUCUUUUGUGUACAGCCUAUACUG